Molecule: messenger RNA, 2193 nt
Organism: Cylindrotheca closterium
Lineage: Eukaryota; Bacillariophyta; Bacillariophyceae; Bacillariales; Bacillariaceae
Source: the annotation of a GenBank genome assembly
AUGCCAACUUUCAAGGUCUCCGUCCCCGCGAAAGGGAAGUUGGGCAUCAAACUGAAAGAUGGCCCUGAAAUGGGGAAUGUAGUUAGACUCUACAAGAUUCUGGACGAGUCGGUGAUGGAGGGGAAACUGUGCGUGGAUGAUGUAAUAUUGAGUAUGGGGGGCACAAAAGUGUCAAGAAUAGAAGAGCUCCUUCCCUUGGUCAAAACGUUAGAAGGCGAGUCUCGGUACUUUAUGGUGGAGAGGGAAGUUGAGCAAGAAGAUGAAAGGGACGCCGAGCCUGAAGUUGCGACCGAACCUGAGAAAGAUCUUGAACCUCAGGUUGAUCCGGAUAUGAUUCGCCUUGACGAAGAAACAGGGGUCGAAAAAUUGAAGAUACCACAAGGGUCACUCGGGAUUCGUCUCGACAAACGGCACAAAAUAUUGGGGGUUCUGCCAAACUCAGCAUUAAUGGACAUGGUUUUUAAAGAUGAUCGCAUCGUCAGCCUCAAUGAUACUGAUGUGUCAAGCAUGUCGACAAAAGAGUUUGUGAAGUUUCUUUCCGAACACAACGUCGAAACUAGAGUGCUAGGUAUCAAAAGGGCUCCCAACUCACCACGACAAGUACCGGUCCCUCCUGUAGCACAAGUUGGGCUUGUACUAAAGAAUAAUUCACGUGGUUGGAUUAAGUGCCUUGAUCUCCUUGACAGUUCCCCUCUAAAGGGAAUAGUUUUUCCAGGUGACAGAGUCGUUGGUGCUAAUUGUCGCAAGGUGACAACAAUAGAGGAACUAAUGCCGUUGAUGAAAGAUAAGCAACAUCGUGUCCUUACAGUUGUCACUCCAAAACAACCGGCAACCGGAAAUGGUAGCAACAAAAAAAGGAGUCAUCAUAGGACGUUAACUACAAGACAUCCGAAGAGUUCAUUAAAGGCCAAAUCUGUCUCAGAAGAAUCUGCUAUGAUUACUUCCUAUAAGACUGUAGGUCAAGAGGUGUUUGUCAAUGUGGUUGCUCCGAAAGGGAAACUAGGACUCAAGCUCGGCAAAAAUCACGAAGUGGUGGAUCUGUUACCAAUGUCGCCACUUGCUGGAAAGAUUUUUAAAGAUGAUCGUGUCGUCAGUAUUGAUGAGGUCGACAUUCGUGGAAAGGAUGCUUCAAGCCUUGCGGUCCUGCUGAUGGCCUCUCAACAUAGAGCACGGGCACUCGGUGUUCGAAGGAAGUCAGGGAAGACCAUUAAAAUCGCGGUGCAAGAAACAAGAACGCGAUCAAUCGAAGAAAUUCACAGAGAAGAAUUUGAGCAACGAUUUCCGACUUUGUGUGAGUUUGAUAUGCCUAUGGGGGGAGGGGCAACAGAUACAUCCACCAGGUGCAAAAUCUUGUCUGAACUACUGGCCUUUCAUGAAUCUAUUGGAUUGCCAAACGACAUUGAAACAGAAAAUGGCUCAUUUUGCCACGUCAUCAAGAUACCAAAAAAAGGACUCAGCAGAAAGGGGGAGCUGAUGAACAGUCUCGAUGACGUGAUGGCAAGUUUGGAUUCCAUAUGUGGUAGUGAUAACGAUGCAUCUGAUUUACUCCUGGAAUUCUUGGCCAACAGAAGCCCCAACUCAUUUCUGAAACACAAGAGCAUUGCCGAAUCGCGACCUACGAAGCGAAGGAAAAUUGAAGAGUCAAAAAUAGACCCCGAUCUUCCCUUUGAUGAUUCGCGAAAACGGGCUUCAGGUGAUGAUGCAACAGAUUCCCUGGCACGAAUAAAAAAUGGACACCAGCCAGUUGCCCAAGUUGGAGAGGGUGUAGCAGGAGUAGAAAACUCCGCUGAGUCACUGACCGCCAGAAGUGGCGAGGGUGAACCAGAUCCAAACCCAACAAUAGAAAAUGACACCGGCUCAGGUAUAACAGAUUCCACAGCGAUGGAGAAUGACAGCGAGGCAACAAACCCACUGAAAAGGACGGAGAAAAGUGCCGAACUAGGUGUAGGAAAGGGUGGAAGAGUGCCAGAUCCACUGGAAAGGAUAGAUAAGGGAUCCGUAGCCAAUCCGUUGAAAAGAAUAGAAAAGAGCACCGCAUCGGGGGCUACAGGAGGUGAAGGUACGAAUGGUACCAUCGAGUCAAAUGCUGCGAGAAAUACCAAUGAGCCACAAUCAAAAAACGUGGACAUGGUUGAUGAAGCGACGGAUCCAAUUACUGCAUCCAGCAGUCCGCAACAAAUGAUAACAAAUUAA